Molecule: messenger RNA, 7133 nt
Organism: Suncus etruscus (white-toothed pygmy shrew)
Lineage: Eukaryota; Metazoa; Chordata; Mammalia; Eulipotyphla; Soricidae
Gene: NHSL1
Product: NHS like 1
Exons: 8
Coding region: 120-4742 (1540 amino acids)
Biological process (GO): cell differentiation
Source: RefSeq, a predicted model, not a curated record
CAAACAUUUAGCCCCUGGCCGAUGUGUAAGGAUUGGAGACAAGAAGAAGGUUAGAGUCUGGAAAAAGCUGCAGCCAGUGGGUGAUUGGAGUUUCUCAGCUCCGUGCGGGCAACUUGGAAAUGGUUGUCUUCAUUAAUGCCAAGAUCAAGUCUUUCAUUAAACUUUUUAAGAAGAAAACUGUUUCCAAUCUAGAUGAGGAGAGCAGAUGGACCGUCCACUACACAGCUCCAUGGCACCAGCAGGAGAAUGUCUUCUUGCCCACCACCAGACCGCCCUGUGUGGAGGACCUGCACCGGCAAGCCAAGCUCAACCUCAAAUCGGUGCUGAGAGAAUGUGAUAAAUUGCGACGGGAUGGCUACCGGAGUUCUCAGUACUACUCACAGGGACCCACCUUUGCAGCCAAUUCCAGCCCUCACUGUGAUGAUUAUCAGGAUGAGGAAGACGACACAGAUCAGAAGAGUUCUGUUUCUUCAUCGGAAGAGGAAAGACAUUUUUCCAUCAGAAGAUCGAAAAUGCCAACUUCCAGUGACUUCUCAGACCUCAACACUCAGACAAACUGGACCAAGUCCUUGCCAUUGCCUACCCCAGAGGAGAAGAUGCGACAGCAAGCACAAACAGUCCAGACAGAUGUGGUGCCCAUUAACAUAACCGGGGAGAAUUUCGAUCGCCAGGCCAGCCUUCGGCGGUCUCUAAUUUACACAGACACUCUGGUAAGACGACCGAAGAAAGUCAAAAGGAGAAAGACUAUUACAGGAGUCCCUGACAACAUACAGAAGGAGCUAGCUUCGGGCUCUGGCCACGAGGAUGCUGGCCACUGCGCCUACAGCCCCGGCCACUGCGCCACCCUGGGAAGGCUCGACGGGUACCGGGCAGCCGGGCCGUGCUCGGAAACCAGGGACUCCAGCUGCCAGACGGAGGAAGGGAGAGUGGUGCCGCCGUCCAUGCGACGCAUCCGGGCGCAGAAGGGCCAGGGCAUCGCCGCCCAGAUGGGCCAGCUCCCGGGCUCCUCGGGGAACAUGUCGGUGCUGAGCGACUCGGCGGGCGUCGUGUGCCCCUCGCGCCUCCGCAGCGAGGCGGGCUUCCACAGCCUGCCUCGCUCGGGCGCCAGGGCCCUGGGCCCCCCGGACGACCCGGACGGCCCUCCGGGAGAGGACAGCCCCAGGCGCGGCGCUCCGCUCAGACCCCGGUCGCAGGACCUGAGGCUGCCGGAGGGCGACGCGGCCACCAGCCCGGCCUGCGUGGUCUCGCCUCACGCCGCCUACACCACCAGCCUCAUCCCCAACGCCACGCUGUCGUCCUCGUCGGAGGUCAUCGCCAUCCACACGGCGCAGAGUCCGGGCCAGCCUGACGCCAAGCUCGGCGGCAAGACGAGGGCCCGGCACGCGGGCAAGGACGCGCCCCGCUCCCCCUGUGCUCCCUGGACGCGGGGCCACCCCGGCAGCCCCUCGCAGGCCUGCGUGCCCCGCGGCCCCUGCGCCCCCACUCUCCUGGCCCUCGGGGAUGCCGCAGCAGUGUCUCUCGGCGGCCCGGCCCAGGGGGAGCGCGCGGGGGCCCCGGCCCUGGCCUCUCCGUGCAGAAGCGCGCUGAGCUUCCCCGGCCACGCUCCGGAGGAGGACGGCAGAAGCGAGGCCGGUUCCACGGGAGGCCGCGGCCAGGCGAGCGCCGGCGCCCACAAGCCCUGGGCAUGCGGCGCCGCUGCCAACGGGAGGGCGUCCCCCUGGAAGCCGCCGCUGGCCAGCCCGGGCCACUCCACGCCCACCAGCACCGUGAGCAGCUGCAGCCUGGACCAGGGGUCCCACCGGGAGGACGCCAGGUCCUGGUACUCCGAGGACCAGGACGCCUGUUCCGACGUGUCUCCGUGCGCCGGCCUGGGGCAUCUGAGCCCGAGCAGCAACGGCUUCGGGGACCCCAGGCACAGCGUGGUGAAUGUCUUCGAUGGGCGCGUCCCCAGGAGCCCGGGGGACGGGCCCUCCUGCCCGGACAAGGCCCUGGCCAGGCACAUCUCCCUGAAGAAAGCCAAGAAGCCCCCGCUGCCCCCCUCGCGGACCGACUCUCUCCGCCGCACGCCCAAGAGCGUCCCCAAGAAGGGGGCCCCGGCCAACGGGCAGGUGCUCAACGAAAGCCUCAUCGCGUCGCUGCAGCACUCUCUGCAGCUGACCCUCCCGGGGCAAGGGGCCAGCUCGCCUUCGCACAGCCCCUGCAGCGACCUGGAGGAGCCCUGGCUGCCUCGCUCCCGCAGCCAGAGCACGGUGAGCGCGGGCAGCAGCUUGGCCUCGGCCACCACCCCCAACGUCUACUCCCUGGGCGGCCUCACCCCGGCACAGAGCGACUCGAGCAGCGUCCGGUCCGAGUACACGGACCCCUGGGGCUACUACGUCGACUACACCGGGGUGCAGGAAGACGCAGGCCCGGCAGGCAGCGGGGGGCCCGGCUCCGGGGCCAGCGCCGGGCACGGGGCCGGUCGCUCUGGGCGCGCCGAGGCCCGGGCCGCGGCCCUUUCCCCGGUGCCCGGGGGCUUCGCCAGGCCUGGCAUCACGUCGCCCGAGAAGUCGCACCGCGUCACUUCGCCGUCCAGUGGCUACUCCAGCCAGUCCAACACUCCCACCGCCGUCACCCCGGUGCCCGUGUUCCUCAAGUCCAUGUCCCCGGCCAACGGGAAGGGGAAGAGCAAGCCCAGGGUGCCCGAGAGGAAGUCGUCCCUGAUCUCCUCCGUGUCCAUCUCCUCCUCGUCCACCUCCCUCUCGUCCAAUACCUCCACCGAAGGCGCUGGGGUGGCCAAGAGACCCGAGGCUGCACUGCCGUCCCCCUCCACGGGACCCCCUCUCCCUUGCCUUUCACCCCCAAGCCCCAUGGACCAGUCUCCGUGCCUGCCGCCGCCGCCGCCUCCAUCUGCAGGUGCCCCGGAGUGCCCCCCCCUACCCUCCUCCUCCUCUCACUUCCCCCCUCCCCCGCCGGAACUUCUUGCCCCACUCAGUCCCCCCCCAGAUCCUUGCUUUCCUCCGCCCCCCACGGCCCUUAGCCCCCUUCUUCCAGAUCACUCUGCUCCCAGACCAGCACCCCCUCCGGCCCCACCUCUGGACCCUCAGCUGCUGAAAGACAGCAGGCCAACGUCUUUCAGGAGACCGGGCCUUCCCGAGUCCCCUCGAGAGGUGGCCAGGCAGCCCUGGAGCAAAGAGGAGGGCAGCCCACCCCCCAUGCCUCUCAUCACCACCGAGGCCCUGCAGAAGGUGCAGCUGAGGCCGGUGAGGAAGAGCUCGGGAACGCCACUGCCCCUGCUCGAGGACCCGGCAUCUCAGGAGAACCCAGCCUCGAUUCCUCCCCAGCCUCCUUUCCAGCCAUCUGCUGUGCUGAGAGCCCGAAAUAGCAUCCAUGAGAUGGAGAGGGAAAGCCAGCCCGCUCCCCUGACGGGCUCGCCUUCUACUCCUCCCGGGAGCCGGAGCCAGGGUCACCGGGACGCUGCAGCCGAGUCUGUCCUGGCGAGCUUCGGCCCUGGUGAUGCCGGCCCCCCGCAGCAGCCGGCCCCCAGGCCUUCGCCCAGCAGAAAGCCGCCCCCCAUCUCCAAGAAGCCCAAACUGUGCCUGGUGGUGCCAGCCCCGUCGUCAGGGAGCGUGAGCAGAGCGGAGCCCGGCCCCACGGGAGAGGCAGCGCAGGGCGCAGCGGCGGCCGGUCCUGAUGCGCCGGACGCUGGCAGCUCGGCUCUGGAGGGAGGAGGCGCGCUAGGAGCGGCCUCUCCGGCCAGAGUGGCAGCCGAUGUGCCCAUGGUGCAGCCCGGUUCCUGUCCAGCCACCCCGCAGAAGGCGUCAGGCCCCGAGAGCGGCCCCACUGGGGAGGGCCACGUGGAGCACUACCCACCUCUGCAGGAUGGAGAGCCAGGGACUCCAGAGCCCCACUCGGCUACGUCGUACCCUGAGGCCGGGGCCUUCUUCAAGGAGGAAGACAGUGAUGAGGUGAUGACCCCCAGCAGACCCCGGACCACUGAAGACCUUUUCGCAGCAAUUCACAGGUCCAAGCGGAAAGUCCUAGGCCGCAAAGAUUCCGAUGAUGAUCACACCCGAAACCACUCGCCCUCCCCGCCCGUGACCCCCACGGGCAGCGCCCCCAGCCUGGCCUCCCCGAAGCAAGUGGGGUCCAUCCAGAGGAGCAUCCGCAAGAGCAGCACCAGCAGCGACAACUUCAAGGCGCUGCUGCUGAAAAAGGGGAGUCGAGGGGACACCAGUGCCCGCAUGUCGGCGGCCGAGAUGCUCAAGAACACGGACCCCAGGUUCCAGAGGUCCAGGUCCGAGCCUUCGACAGACGCCGCCCCCGAGAGCCCGUCCAGCUGCUCCCCCAGCAAGAACCGGAGGGCCCAGGAGGAGUGGGCCAAGAACGAGGGGCUCAUGCCUAGGAGCCUGUCCUUUUCUGGGCCCCGGUAUGGCCGCAGCAGGACACCCCCCUCGGCCGCCAGCAGCAGGUACAGCAUGCGGCAUCGCCUCCAGAGUAGCCCCAUGACGGUCAUCUCCGAAGGCGAGGGCGAGGCCCCCGAACCCGGGGACAGCAGAGCGCUCCAAGCCCUGGGCCCUGCGAGAGGAUGCUCCCUGGAUGGACUGGAAAGGGUUCACUCGCUCGAGGGGAGCCUACUUGGUGAUGGGGAACCCGGUGCCUCGCUGCGGGCACAGCCCGCUGCCCCUACGGAUGGGGCUUUGGGUGCGAAGGGCAGGGAUCCAGCUGAACAGGGCAGGGGACCUCAGUGGGAAGAGAGUUAGGGGCAAGAACCAGAGCACACCCACCCCCCAGCUUAUCUGGGGGAGGCGAGCAACGUACGGCUGUGUGAGGGUAGUCUUCUGGCUUUGCCCUUGGUUUCCCCAGCCACCCACCUCCAGUGGUUGUGCUGUGUGCCCAGGGCAGUCUUGCUCAGGGUGCAGAGCGGAAGAGAGACAUUUAGCACUCACUUGGCCUUGGCCCUGUGAUUUGAAAGCAAAUAAGUAGAAGCUUAACUUCUGAAAGUGCUUCCUGGGGAAGAAUUUUUUUUUUGGUCAUUUUUCUUUCGUUAAAUGUUAGUGUGUGUGUGUGUGUGUGAGAGAGAGAGAGAGAGAGAGAGAGAGAGAGAGAGAGAGAGAGAGAGAGAGAAGAGUGAGAGAGACAGUAGAGUGAGUGUAGAGUGAGGGGGUUCUAUGUGUAUGGGGCAAGUGUAGGGUGUAUGUCUCUUCAAUGUGUCUUGGUGUUAAAAAACACAUUGCUUCUUAGUGUUAAAAACACACAACACACAUACUCUCUGUAUAAAGAUAGAAGAAAGAUGAAGUUAAGCUAGUGAGAUCAAAGGAACCAUUGGGACUGGGUGAUAAUUGUUUCUGUUCAUGGAAAGUGGAGCAUUUCUAGGAAAGGGAGGAGGGCCAGUGCUUCUAAGCAGAGCUGGUCGGUUGGCUGGUUGUGUCCGCUCUGAACACAGGGGCAACGCAUAGAUGUGCUUUCAAGGUAAGCCAUGUCAUGGUUAACCUACAACCUGGGGAAAGGGCUAAGUAACUAAUUGGUUCAGGUACUUUUUUCUGGGGGGAAGAGACUGUUUCUUUUUUGUAAAAAAAAAAAAAAAAAAAAAAAAACCCUGGGACAAAAACCGUGGAGGUGGCAUGCCACAGACAAACAAUCAGCUGGUUUUUAGAAAUGUGCGAUGAUUUGUGAAUGAAUUUCUUCCCUGAAGAGCUGAAAUGAUGGUGUACACGCGCACACACACAUACGCAGUGCAAAGAAGGGGAGAAGAGUUAGUGAUCUACUGCUGGAAUUGGUUUCUUUAUUAGAUAAAAGUUAUUUUCAGAAUUAAACGGGAAGACUUGCACUACAGAACUCUGGGUGGCGCUUUUCCUUUCCUUUCUUUUUUCCUGUCUUUUUUUAACCAGAGUUUAAACUUCCAUUUGGCAAUUUCUUACCACUUGAAAUGUCAACCUUUGCUGACUUUUGGAUAUCUUUUUUGGUUACACCAAAGAAAAAGCGAUAGCUAUUUUUCCUCGAACUGCCUGUGUCCUCUACUUAGUAAGGUUUAUCAAAAUCAAUAUUAUCUCACUUGGAAGAAAAAUGCUGAAUAACUCUUGUUAGUCAAAUAAACUGAUAAAAAAAAAUUGGCAGGGCUCAGUGAUUAAUUGGCCCUGGAAAAUGAGUUUUUAGAUUAAAAAGACUUUUUGCAUCAUUUUGUUUGUGUGUUUUAUACAUAUUUUUAAUAUACAGUGGGAUUGGCUAAUUAAUUUCUAAUCUUCUCCAGUUAGGACAUUAACAAUUUUAGAUACAAAGCGUGGAAAUGUGUAUUUAUUUUAAUGUCAUAGUUUUCUGAUCAAUUCCCCACUCUUCCCAACUGCCAUGUAACUUGAACUCCUUUAUAUGUUGGUUCAAUAAAACUAGCAUCUUAUUAAUGAAAUUCUUCAUUAGAAGAAUUUAAGGUGACAGUCCCAAGAUUCUUGGCUUAAAUGCAGUGCAAUUGCCCAUUAUCAAUUUUUUUGGGCAUGGAAACAUCUGAAAGUUGAACUGUACAGGACAGAUCAUCUAAUUUGAUGUAGGCAUGUGCCAUGUACUGAUGCUUCAGACAGUGAUGUACCAUUUCUGUGAUAACCCAGGUAUGGGUAGGUGGCACUAUGAGGUCUGAAUAAGUCCAUACUGAAUUUUUGUUCACUUAAUAGUGAAAUUGCCUAAUAUAUUUCUCAGAGCAUAUUCCAAACAAUGAGGCAUGGUUAUAUACAUAGAUCCCCCCCUUUUGACAUGCCUUUAAGACAAAAUAAUCCUGAUGAAUUAAGUUUCCUUCCCUCCUCUGAAGAAAACAAAGGACUUCUUUUCACACGACCAGAAUCAAAACCUGAUAUUUGGUCAAAGGCAAAAGGACAUUAUAUAAUAUGGAGCAACUGUCUACACUGGGCACAAGAAUAUUCUAAAUUCUAGAGAAGUGUUGUUAACUUUUGGAUGGGAAAUCCUAUCAUGCCUACCUAAAGGAGAUUAGAAUGUAUGUGGAGCUCAGAAAACUUUAAUAUAUAAAUCACUUGUGUUGAAGGGAAGAUAAGCAACAUCUCAAGACUAAUUCUAUAACUAUUUUUUAAAUUCCCCUUUUUACAGGAAAAAAUAUGGUUUUUAAAUUUGCUUUGAAUAAAAACAGUUAUAAAGUAAAUACCUGAACCUUA